UGCCACAAUCCUAAACAAUGGUUGUAACGUCAAAAUAAUAAAUUCCCUCACAACUGUUGGCGCUACGUUUGGAACAGUAAAUAAUAGGAAGAAAACAAAAUUCCGAGAUGGUUCAGCUGAAGCAGGUGUCUUUGCGGCUAAAGUCGAUCAAGAAUAUCCAGAAGAUCACCAAAACCAUGAAGAUGGUGUCAGCUAGCAAGUUCACAAAAGCCGAGCGAGAGUUGCAAGCUGCGCGGCCGUUCGGCUACGGGCCGCGCAAGUUCUACGAGUCCAGCCAGCUGGUCAAGGGCGCCGUGGACAAGAAGAAGGAGGACAAGGACGCGCCCGCGCCGCCGCCGGAGCCCGAGCCCGACAAGCCGGCCGACAAGGACGCCAAGGCCACCAAGAGGCUCUACAUUGCGGUCACUUCAGACAGAGGGCUCUGCGGCGGCGUGCACAGCGGCGUGUCGCGGCGGAUCCGGCGGGAGAUGGCGGCGCGCCGGGCCGAGGGCCCCACCAGCAAGCUGGUCUGCAUCGGCGACAAGUCGCGCACCAUGCUGCGCCGCCAGUUCUCUGACAACAUGCUCAUCAGUGUCAAGGAUAUCGGGCGCAUAGCGCCGGUGUUCGCGGACGCGGCGACCAUCGCGGCCGCCAUCGCCGAGGCCGGCUACACCUACGACAUCGGCGAGAUCUACUACAACAAGUACUUCAGCCCCGUCAAGUACGAGCUCUCCGUCAUACCCGUCUUCAACAAGGAAAAGAUUGAGGUGGCGCCCAACAUGAACGCCUUCGACGACGUGGACGCCGACCAGCUGGAGUGCUAUGCGGAGUGGACCGUGGCCGCGCUGCUCUACUACGCCAUGAAGGAGAGCGCAGCGUCGGAGCAGUCUGCGCGGAUGGCGGCCAUGGACAACGCCACCAAGAACGCGGCCGAGAUGAUCCGCAAGCUGACGCUGCUGUUCAACCGCACGCGGCAGGCCGUCAUCACGCGCGAGCUCAUCGAGAUCAUCUCGGGCGCCGCGGCGCUCAAGUAGCUGCAGCCGGUCUGCUGCUAGCAUAGCUCAUCGACUAUCCCUUAAAUCUCACCACUGAACUCUUCAAUAAAUAUUCCCACAAUGUGGCUGAAUGGUUCGUUCAAUGUUGAUGCCCAAUUAAGCAAAAAUGCCACAACAACUUAUCGUAUCGCUAUGCCAGCUGAUUUUACAAGACAGCAUUAAAGUCUUCCGCAUUAUUUAAAAACUCCAGUGAACUUUGAGUUGUAUCAAAAGUGGUGAGACUAGGGGAUGUACGAGCGCUGACAAGCAAGCCACGUGCUCUGCCGGGUGUCACCUGAACCACGAUAAGCCACCCAGCCUAGCUCCUGCGCGAAUAUUUAUAUAUUAUCUUAUAUUUGUAAGUAUUUAUACACGGCAGCUACAAUCGUGCAGUUCACCAAUAUUUAUUGUCCGAUGUUUGACUGGUAGCGCGUUUGUUCUGUUUUGGUAAAUGAAUAUAAACGUUUAGUUUAA
Molecule: messenger RNA, 1487 nt
Organism: Ostrinia nubilalis (European corn borer)
Lineage: Eukaryota; Metazoa; Arthropoda; Insecta; Lepidoptera; Crambidae
Product: ATP synthase subunit gamma, mitochondrial-like
Exons: 6
Coding region: 108-1013 (301 amino acids)
Biological process (GO): proton motive force-driven ATP synthesis
Molecular function (GO): proton-transporting ATP synthase activity, rotational mechanism
Source: RefSeq, a predicted model, not a curated record